Messenger RNA from Cucumis sativus (cucumber), 1644 nucleotides. Its product is annotated as putative protein TPRXL. Lineage: Eukaryota; Viridiplantae; Streptophyta; Magnoliopsida; Cucurbitales; Cucurbitaceae. The transcript has a single exon. The record is from RefSeq and is a predicted model, not a curated record. Bases 647 to 1387 code for a protein of 246 amino acids.
CCAUCACUUUCAAAUCCUUGAAUCCAUUUCCCUUCUUUCUUACUCUUCAAAAUAAUCCUAUCAUUUUCUUUUUGCAUCUUCUCACAUGGGUUCUUCUUUUUUUUCUUCCUUUUCUUCUCUUUGAUGCCAUAUCUUGAAGCUAAUUCCUUACCCUUUCUCUAUCUCUAGGUUUGAUAUGAAGUUAUGGGGAUCCAUUUUUUCAUCUACUUUUGUCAGUUUGAACCUUCAAGGUUGUACAAAACAACAAAACUUCCCUUAUAUUCUUGACUAAUUUGAGCAUUAUUUGUCUCACUUUUGAGUUCCCUCUUUUCACUGACAAAUAGCAGAUUCCAUCUCCAUUUACUAUGAAGAGUUAUUAGAACAUUGAAGCCCCUAAUUCUUGGGCUUUUUGGAACUCCAUUUUUUUCUCCCCCUUGAAACAUGUGAAAGACAGAUCUUUCUUUGUUUUUGUUCCUUUUCUUGUCUUCUAUAGGCCUUGAAACUAAUUCCCCAUUAUUUUAUUUAUCCCCAUCACUUUUUCUUGACUUUCUUAAAGUAUUCCUCACCUAUUUUCCCUUUUUCUCACCCUCCUCCUUAAGACCUCUAUCUUUUCCUCCUCUUACAAAAGUUUCAAACUUGGAAACCGGGGUGGUCGAGAGCUAACACCAUGUGCUCGGAAAUAUCCUCACCCAGAAUAUCAUUCUCGCAUAAUCUUAUAUGUGAGAGUAGAUCGCCGAUGGAUCAGUACGUCGAGUACAGGCGGCGAGACGUGUCGUUGUUGGAUUCGAUAGACUUUGAGUUCAACAUCAGCAUUGAACAUGAAUCUUCCUGUGCAGAUGAGAUUUUUAGCAAUGGAAUCAUUCUUCCUAUCAAAAUUCAGUCUCACAAACAAUCUCAUCCUUCACUUCCUCCUCUUCCUCCUUCCAUAGAACAUUCAAAGAAAAUCACAUUGGUGACUUCAUCAUCAUCAUCUUCUUCUUCUUCUUCUUCUUCUUCUUCAGAUCAUCAGUUAGAACAGAGAGUUUCAGAGUCCAAAUCCUUUUGGGGAUUCAAAAGAAGUACGAGUCUCAACAACUUUGAAACUAAAACACUAUCUCUUUGCCCAAUUCCACUUCUAUCAAGAAGCAACUCAACUGGGUCAGUUUCAAAUUCAAAAUCCAAAAAGUUUAAAGAUUCACAAAAGCAAAAUUCUCAGAAACAGAACUCAUCAUCAAUGAGAAAGUCGUCGCCGUCACCACCGUCUUCGUUAAAUCAAUAUCCAACAAUUCUAAAGCCUCAAAUGUGCAAGAAUCCAGGUGGGGUUUAUGGAACUUAUCAUUAUAUUGGUCCUGUGUUGAACGUUCCUCCAAAGUUUUUUGGUUUUGGUUCACUUCUUGGAUGUGGGAAAGAAAAAAAGAGUAAGAAAUGAAUUUUGUUCAUCAUUUUGGUUUGUAUUUUUUCUUUUCUUGAUCAGUUUAAAAUCAGCACCUACCUUUGCUAAUGUGUAAUGGGUUUGUUCUAAGGUUCUUAAGCUGAUUUCUAUGGUGAAUUUUUGUGAAAAAUAUAUUAUUAAAGGUAAAAAAAACUAAUGUAAUUUAGAUAUAGUUGUUGUGUACUUAUACUUUAUACAUUUUUAAUUCUUCAUUUAGUACAUAUAUGACAACAAAAAUCUCCUACUUUCAUGUU